GUUUGUUUUCGAAUCGGAGGUGUUAAGUCACACAUAUCGUACUUCCUUCCCUGCGACUCUACCCUCUUUGCUUGUUUCCUUUCAACUAUCCCACCUCUUCAUUGAAUUGAUUUCUUAAACUUCCAGUGCUCUGAAAUCUGAAAUCUUCUUUCCCAGAAGUCGAAGAUGAGUUCAGGAAUCAAAUCUGCAAAACCGUCAAAGCCCCCAAACCAACCGACCACAGCACCCUCAAGAUCUUCAACUUCUUCCCUCUCUUCCCACUUGGCAAUGGUGGAACUCAAGCAGAGAAUCCUUACCUCUCUUUCCAAGCUCUCGGACCGAGACACGCACCAGAUCGCUGUCGAGGACCUCGAGAAGAUCAUCCAGACUCUCUCACACGACGGAGUUCCCAUGUUUCUAAACUGCCUCUACGACUCCAGCAAUGACUCAAAGCCUGCCGUCAAGAAGGAGAGCCUCCUUCUCCUCGCUGCCCUCUGUGCUGCCCACGGAGAUUCCACGGCAACUCAUCUAACCAAAAUCAUUGCCCACAUUGUGAAGAGGCUGAAGGACGCUGAUUCAGCCGUCAGGGAAGCUUGCUGUGAUGCCAUUGGCAGGCUUUCCUCACAGUACCUCAAGGGGGAGGCUGAAAGUGGGGGCGGGCUUGGAUCUGUGGUCUCUCUGUUUGUGAAGCCUCUCUUCGAGGCAAUGGGCGAGAAUAACAAGACUGUGCAAGGUGGAGCUGCAAUGUGUAUGGCUAAAAUGGUGGAACGUGCCUCUGACCCGCCCGUUCUUGCAUUUCAGAAGCUUUGCCCACGGAUCUGCAAGUACCUUAAUAGUCCUAAUUUCAUGGCAAAGGCUUCGCUGUUGUUUGUUGUGUCAAACUUAUCUCAGGUUGGAGCCAUUGCACCACAAAAUUUUGAAUCAUUACUACGCAGCUUACAAGAAUGCAUUAGCAGCUCAGAGUGGGCAACUCGUAAGGCGGCAGCUGAUACUUUAACUGCCCUGGCAUUACAUUCAAGCAACUUGGUAACCAGGGAAGCUGCUUCAGUAUUGACUGUACUUGAAGCUUCUCGGUUUGACAAGAUUAAACCUGUUAGAGAUAGUAUGUUGGAGGCCUUGCAGCUUUGGAAGAAAAUUGCAGGAAAAGGAAAUGGGGUUAUGCAUGAUAAUGAUAAAAAAACUCAUGAUGGUGAAACUUCUGAAUCAGCUGAUUUCUCAGAGAGUAGAGAGCUUCAAAACCGUGAGAAGCAUGAGACUGUAGUUAAUGAUUCUUCCAACAAACCUUCUCCAAGUGAUUCGGUUUCCAAACCCAACGGUGGCAGCAUCUCCGAAAAAACUGUUGGGAUAUUGAAGAAAAAAGCUCCAGCUCUGACUGAUAAGGAAUGGAACCCAGAAUUCUUCCAAAAACUGGAAACAAGGGGGUCGGAUGAUUUGCCUGUAGAAGUUGUUGUCCCACGACGUUGUCUUAAUGCAUCAAAUGUACAAAAUGAGGAAGGUUCUGUACCCAGUGACACAGCCAACGAAAGGGUAAGAGGAAACUGCCAGCCAAAUGAUAGAUAUCAUAGUGGUGACCGGGUCAUUUCUGGAGCGAGUUCUAGACUUAAUGGAGUUGAUCUAAGCCAAAGGGAGCCAACCAGCAGUCAUGCUAGGAGUGUUGGGCAGUCAGAGGGCUUUUUAAAUAACAAAGGAAACUGGCUAGCCAUUCAAAUGCAGUUAUUGCAACUUGAGAGGCAGCAAUCUCAUCUUAUGAACAUGUUGCAGGAUUUCAUGGGCGGGUCUCAUGAUAGCAUGGUGACUCUUGAGAGCAGAGUGCGUGGUCUUGAGAGAGUAGUUGAUGAAAUGGCACAAAAUUUAUCAAUAUCUGCAGGUCGAAGAGGUAGUAGUUUUAGGACUGUAUUUGAGGGAUCACCAAAUAACAGACCUUCAGUAAAAUACAACAGUGGCUUCUCAGAAUACUGUGGUGGAAAACUAGUGACGGGUAAUGAUGGGCGCAUUCAUUUUGGAGAGAGAUUUGUGCAAUCUGAUGGCAUGCCUUCAGGGAUAAGGGGGAGGGGCCUGCCUCGGAGAUCUGAUGCCACUGAUGCUUGGGACUUCCAUACAUAUGGUAAGAAUGUGUAUAUGGGCUCUAGGAGAGCAGUGGCUAGUUCUUCCUAUGAUGGUAGGUCACCUAAAUCUGAAAACGAGACUACUGAUCAGGUCGGAAGCAGAAGAGCCUGGGAAAAAGGAGCUCUACCUUUUGGGUUUGGUGAAGGGCCUUCAGCUAGAAGUGUGUGGCGAGCCUCAAAGGAUGAAGCAACUUUGGAAGCAAUUCGUGUUGCUGGUGAUGACAGUGGAACUUCUCGUGGUUCUAGAGUAGCUAUUCCAGAAUUAACUGCUGAAGCUUUAGGUGGUGGUAAUAAUGUCCAAGAACGCGAUCCAGUAUGGACUUCUUGGAGGAAUGCCAUGGAUGCAGUUGCUGUGGGUGAUGUGGAUUCAGCUUUUGCUGAUGUUUUAUCUAUUGAAGAUGACGUCCUGCUUGUAAAGUUAAUGGAGAUUUCAGGUCCCGUGAUUGACCAACUGUCUAAUGAGGUAGUAAGUGAGGUCUUGCAUGCAGUUGCUCAGUUUCUGGUGGAACAAAACUUGUUCUACAUUGGCUUACCUUGGGUUCAGCAGCUGGCAGAUAUUAUAUUAGAGCAUGGACCUGGUAGUCUGGA
Messenger RNA from Cuscuta europaea, 2672 nucleotides. The record is from the annotation of a GenBank genome assembly. Lineage: Eukaryota; Viridiplantae; Streptophyta; Magnoliopsida; Solanales; Convolvulaceae.